This is a messenger RNA of Rhagoletis zephyria (snowberry fruit fly), 807 nucleotides long. NCBI's taxonomy places the organism in Eukaryota, Metazoa, Arthropoda, Insecta, Diptera, Tephritidae. The record is from RefSeq and is a predicted model, not a curated record.
AUGACUACGUUCAGAAAACUUCCCUCAACUUUACUGGCCAUCGGCUGUCUGCUGACCACUAUCAACAACAGCAGUGAAAACAGCAUUUCAGCAACGGCCAGCUUCAGUCCGUUAAGUUUACGAAUAGUCGGUGGCCACGAUGCCCCCAUCGACAGUGUGCCCUACCAGGUGGCACUCUACCUCAAAGAGGAGUUCUACUGCUCGGGCGUCCUCCUCUCACAGCGCACCGUACUGACGGCCGCCCAGUGCAUUAGAGGCCACGAGCAGACGCCCCAUCUCUUCAGCAUUCGCUACGGCUCUCAGGUGCACUCUCAGGGCGUCCGCUCGGUGAUCAUUCGCCUGUUGCCGCACCCCAAGUUCACCCCCCGGCAGAUCGAGUACGACCUGGCCAUACUGCACCUUGCCCACCCGGUCAUCGUCAGCCGGCACACCUUUCCGGCGGUGCUGGCGGAGAAAUCGCCCCUCGUCGGCAGUUCCGUCCAGAUCAGCGGCUGGGGAACGGUUCAACCGAAGGGCGCCUUCCCUCGAACACUGCAGGUGGCCAGCACACUGAAGGUAGUGCCCAUCAAGGACUGCCGCGCAAAGUGGGGCCGCCUCUUUGAUCUCUCCGGCAGUGGCAUCUUCUGCGCGGAGAGUGCCACACAGAGCGCCUGUCACUGGGACUCUGGCGGGCCGGUGAUGCAGGAAGAGCGCCUGGUGGGCGUCAUCUCAUUUGGCGCCAAGCGGUGCCUAGAGCAGGGGACGCCCAAUGGAUACGUGGACGUUUCCACUCACCGACACUGGAUUAUGGAGCACCUGCUUGAGUGA